AUGUCGGGAAGGGGGCAAUAUACAGAGGUAAGAACCAAUGGCAAAGACAAAGACAGUAGAGGAUUAUACUGUAUUAUUGGUGGCAUCGUAGUGUCUGUCGUGUUGUUGGCUGGGGAGAUAUGGUGCCUGACCUACGUUAUUUCGACCAUCAACAACCUACGGAGCGAAGACAUUUCGUACAGCCCACCUGAAUACAAUCGGUACCGAACACCGCACGCACUCAUUUCAUGCAACAAGUCUGAGCCUUGCUAUAUGGUUGAAGAUGAAACAUAUGCAACACUUGUCAAAAUUCUUAGUGGUGUAAAAACACAAACGAAGAUUAGACAGGAAAACAAAGUAACGCAUAGCUAUCUGGCCAGGAGCACCUGUGAGCAGUUCACCCUCUCAGAGUGUGCGGAUGACUCUUUGAAGUGGGUGGGUAGUUUCUACGGAAACCGCGGAGUGUCAAGUGGAAACAUUACCAUUGAUGUAAAGGCAACUUACGGAUUAUACAGUUUAUUUACUUUCAAACACUUAGAUGACAAUGCAGAAAACAUUACCGAUGUCUUCCAUCGGAUACACGUAGAAAAGAGUACAACAGACUCAGCAGUGAUGUUUGAAAGGAGAGUGGUUUUAAACCCCAAUCAAGGCGCAUUCCAGACAAGUUUAUUUUUUGAAUUUGUUUCCUUUGAUAUUGGUGAUCAUGUGUAUCCGUCAUUGUCGGAUACUUCAAGUCUUUAUAGCGUAAAAGAGGCUAACAUGUGGGGUGUUUUUCGAGUUAUGUAG
This is a messenger RNA of Ylistrum balloti, 765 nucleotides long. RefSeq lists its product as uncharacterized. The record is from RefSeq and is a predicted model, not a curated record. The transcript has 2 exons. Gene Ontology annotation, molecular function: protein binding. NCBI's taxonomy places the organism in Eukaryota, Metazoa, Mollusca, Bivalvia, Pectinida, Pectinidae. The coding region runs from base 1 to 765 and encodes 254 amino acids.